GCCGCGAGGAGCCGACCGCGCCGCCGCCGGAGCCGCGCCUGCCCCGGCCGAGGGAGGGAGGAGGCGGGGAGGGAGGCAGGGAGGGAGGAGACAGGCAGGGAGGGCGCUGCGUCCCGCUUAGCGUCCGUGCCUCGGGACUGGCUGUGCCCCGCGCGGUCUUCGCCGCGAUGAAGCGCCCUUGCGAGGAGACGACCUCUGAGAGCGACAUGGACGAGACCAUCGACGUGGGGAGCGAGAACAAUUACUCGGGGCAAAGUACUAGCUCUGUGAUUAGAUCGAAUUCUCCAACGACAACAUCUCAGAUUAUGGCAAGAAAGAAAAGGAGAGGGAUAAUAGAGAAAAGGCGUCGAGAUCGGAUAAAUAACAGUUUAUCAGAGUUGAGACGACUGGUGCCAACCGCUUUUGAAAAACAAGGCUCUGCAAAGUUAGAAAAAGCCGAAAUAUUGCAGAUGACAGUGGAUCAUUUAAAGAUGCUCCAGGCAACCGGGGGUAAAGGUUACUUUGACGCACAUGCUCUUGCUAUGGACUUCAUGAGCAUUGGAUUCCGAGAGUGCUUAACAGAAGUGGCAAGGUACCUGAGCUCCGUGGAAGGCCUGGACUCCUCCGAUCCGCUGCGGGCGCGCCUGGUCUCUCAUCUCAGCACGUGCGCCUCGCAGCGGGAGGCGGUGGCGAUGACCUCCUCUCUGGCCCACCACCACCACCCGCUGCAUCCGCACCACUGGGCGGCGGCCUUCCACCAUCUCCCCGCAGCCCUGCUCCAACCCAACGGACUCCACGCGUCGGAGUCCACGCCUUGUCGCCUCUCCACCACGACAGAAGUGCCUCCUGCCCACGGCUCCGCCCUCCUCACGGCCACGUUUGCCCACGCAGAUUCCGCCCUUCGGAUGCCGUCAACGGGCAGUGUCGCCCCCUGCGUGCCACCUCUCUCCACUUCUCUCUUGUCUCUCUCAGCCACUGUCCACGCGGCCGCCGCAGCUGCCACGGCCGCUGCGCACAGCUUCCCGCUGUCCUUCGCUGGGGCCUUCCCCAUGCUCCCCCCAAACGCGGCUGCGGCAGUGGCAGCGGCCACGGCCAUCAGUCCGCCCUUGUCGGUAUCAGCCACGUCCAGCCCUCAGCAGACAAGCAGCGGAACAAACAGUAAACCUUACCGACCCUGGGGGACAGAAGUGGGAGCUUUUUAAGUUUUCACUGAACUUCUUGCAGUAGUCACUGAAUGUCCUUCAUUUCAGAGUCAGCUUAAAAUCUCUGCACCCUGAAAGCAGCCAUACAGAUGUCUGAAGGUCCACAAAGGAACGAGAACGCUAUUUGAGACACAAACCUCACAAGUAGAAAUGUGGUAUUAUUAUCUUUUUUCUCUUUUUUUGGUUUAAGACAGUUUGGUAACUGACAUCAGCAACUUUUGAAAACUUCACACUUGUUUCCCUUUAGAAGUUUCCCGGAAAAUAUAUGGACCGUACUAUCCCGCCAAGCAUCAGGAUGUUUGAAUUGGGGAAGAAAAAGCCGUGACUGAAUUCUCUUGAAACUAGAUGGAAAAAAAUAUUCAUGUGUCAUAAGUGCCUGAACUAAUCAAGUUUUCUUUUGAGCGUACAACAUUGCACAAGUAAAGAAGAGCAAAGAGGUCAGGUUAAGAAAGGAGAAGCAUGGAAGUCUUGCAUUAGGCUGCAGACAUUUUCACACAGUACCAGAGAAGAGCACUCUUUUGAAACCAACAGGUUUUUAUUGGCCAAAAGGAUAAAUAAUUUUCAAGUUCAAGUUUUAUCUUAGUUUGCUUUCUUUGUACAGACUUGCCAAGGGGUGACGUUCAGCAGUGCAUUAGUAUAAGCAAUUAUUACAUCAGUGCUCAGAUUAACAAGCAUUUCUGCCCUGCCUGCAAACCCCCAGGGCUCAAAAUAUUUUUUUUUUCAUGGCUCAAAAUAUGGUGCUUCUUUAUAUAAACCGUAGCUACGUUUUAUAAAGUGCACCUAGGAGCAGUUGCCUGCUGUGUGCCCACCAGAGGCUAUUUGAUUCAUACCAACUUGAAAACUCUCCAGUUUGUAAAAGUGUAGAUUAAUUUAUUCAGCUUCAUUUGGAUAAUUUUGACAUAUUUAUCCUCUUCACUUCAUCCCGGUAACAUGUCAGAUCUAUUUUUGUCACCUUGUGGGGAGAAGCUGCAUUUCUGGAGGUGAUGAGAGAAGGAGAGAGCAUUGGGAAGAGAAAAGCCACAAUUUUUAAGUGUUCUUUGUCAAAUCUGUGAUUGUGUUUGAUCCCAAAUCAGGAUGAAUGUAUGCAAUGAGAUGUACAUAAAUUAUUUUGGUCCAUGCCUAGACUAGUGCUACAUAAUGGUGUUUUGGUUUUAUUGUUUUUAUUUUGUUUAAUGACAAAAUAAUCUCUUAAUACUUUGAAAUUGAGCACAUGAGAUUUUAUGUUUGAAAGAUAAAGACACAGCAUGUAUUAUUAUGCACUUCAUUUCUCUGCUGUGUGGAGAAAGCAAUAAACAUUAUGAGAAUGUUAAACAUUA
This is a messenger RNA of Vicugna pacos (alpaca), 2497 nucleotides long. RefSeq names its product hes related family bHLH transcription factor with YRPW motif 2 (gene HEY2). Gene Ontology annotation, molecular function: protein dimerization activity; DNA binding. Gene Ontology annotation, biological process: regulation of DNA-templated transcription. Lineage: Eukaryota; Metazoa; Chordata; Mammalia; Artiodactyla; Camelidae. The record is from RefSeq and is a predicted model, not a curated record.